Molecule: messenger RNA, 3193 nt
Organism: Diachasmimorpha longicaudata
Lineage: Eukaryota; Metazoa; Arthropoda; Insecta; Hymenoptera; Braconidae
Product: WD repeat-containing protein 36
Exons: 2
Coding region: 386-3064 (892 amino acids)
Biological process (GO): rRNA processing
Cellular component (GO): Pwp2p-containing subcomplex of 90S preribosome; small-subunit processome
Molecular function (GO): protein binding
Source: RefSeq, a predicted model, not a curated record
UUUCAGUAAUCGAAUCAAUCAUUCGGGGAUCCCCCACAUAGAACUCUAAAUAGAUCGAUCUCUACGGCAAAGAAUCAAUACAGCUAAUAAAUUAACUUGGCCUGAGCCCAUCAAGAAUCGGCUAAUUAUGAACAUGUGAGACAGCGGGGAAGCUCACGUCUCAGUCGGUAAAACAGACAUGUCUAUAGAGAGUUCUAUUGUGCUGCCCUCUCGUCCACCACCCAUAACCCACGUUUCAAAAACUUCCAUAAAAAAUCAGUACAUAACCUCUAAGUAAUAACAACAACAACCCACGUGUGCCGUGUGCUCUAGACACCGAUUAGUCUCCAAGAUAAUGUUCCACAAAGUGCCUCCGAACCCCAGUACACAGUUGUAAAUCAUAAAAAUGCCUGAAAGCAAGAUAUUCUCCCGCAAUCGUGCCCUCGGUUACGUGAGUAACCACAUUCCCUUAUUGACCCGGUACAUCCAUCGUCGAAAGGAAAACCUGAUAGUGACAUCAGUGGGUCGAGCCUUCCACACGUACGGGUGUGCACAUUUCACCCUUCUGAGUGUCUCCGGACAGCACCCCGACGACAUAACAUGUCUCUCCGGGGACGCCUACCACGUCUACACAGCGAGUGAAACAACAAUCUAUGCCUGGAGACGAGGUAACGAAUUAAAACACACCUACAAAGGCCACAGCCAGCCUGUUCAUCUGAUCCUCCCCUUCGGCCCCCAUAUCAUCUCCAUCGACGAAGAGAGUACUUUAAAAUUAUUCUCGAUAAAAACUGAGGAGGAAGUUCUCUCCUUAACCUUCUCCAACAAUGUCUUUAAAAUCACGAAAAUAGUUCACCCCAACACGUACAUCAAUAAAGUUCUCCUGGGGAGUGACCAGGGUCAUCUCCAGCUGUGGAAUCUCAAGACCAUAAAGAUGAUCUACACGUUCAAUGGUUGGAACUCACCAGUGACAGCCCUGGAGCAGGCACCGGCCAUCGAUGUGAUGGCAAUUGGUCUUGCGAAUGGCAAAAUAAAAAUGCACAACAUUAAAUUAGAUGUCACCUUAUUUGAGGUGAUACAGGACUGGGGAAUGGUGACGUCGAUAUCCUUCAGAAGUGACGACAAUCCUGUGAUGGCAACGGGUAGCCCUCAGGGUCACGUUGUACUCUGGAAUCUUGAGGAGAGAAAGGUGGAAAGUCAGGUGCUGAACGCUCAUUAUGCAGCUGUUGCUGGGGUUCAGUGUCUCUCCAAUGAGCCACUGAUGGUGACCAACUCAUCUGAUAAUUCUCUGAAGCUGUGGAUAUUCGAUUUGGCUGAUGGUGCUGCCAGACUGUUGAGGAUCAGGGAGGGACAUUCGGAACCGCCGACUUUUGUUAGGUUUUAUGGACUGGAUGGGCACAAUAUUCUGUCAGCUGGGGGAGACUCCUCUCUGAGGAUUUUUUCUACCAUCACUGAGACCUUCAAUAAGAGCCUCGGGAGGGCUUCAUUUAAUAGGAAGGCGUCCAAGAAAAAGGGGAGAAAUGUUGAUGAUAAUCUAAUCAUGCCUGCCAUCACUGAAAUUGCCAUGGAGAUGACGAGGGAGAAGGACUGGGAUAAUAUUGCUGCUGCUCAUCUCGGGCUUGGGGUUGUCACUACUUGGUCGUAUGACAAAUUGAAGAUGGGGGAGCACAAGAUUCUACCGACGAGAUUCAAGAAGAAUUAUCAAGCCAAUGCGACAAGUUUGUUCCUCACCCACUGUGGAAACUUCCUGCUGGUUGGGUACAACACUGGACACGUGGAGAGGUUCAAUAUUCAGAGUGGAAUUCACAGAAUGACGUAUGGGGGAGAGAAGGGGGCACAUGAGGGCCCAGUGAAGGGAAUCAUGGUGGAUCCUCUCAACCAGGAAGUGGUGACUGCUGGGAGAGAUGGUAAAAUAAAGUUCUGGGGAUUCCAGUCUGGAAAGGGGCAAGUACCGAAAAUGGUAGUAACACUGAGUGAACCUGUGAAGUGGCUGAGGACACACAGAGAGAGUUCCCUGAUAGCCCUGGCUCUUGACGAUUUCAGUUUGAUACUGAUUGACUUUGAGACGAGACGAGUUGUCAGGCACUUCAGGGGCCACACUGGACAUCUCACCGAUGCUACCUUUAGUCCGGACUCCAGGUGGCUCGUGACAGCCUCCAUGGAUGCUACUAUCAGAACUUGGGAUAUUCCUUCUGCUAAACUUGUCGACGUCUUUCAAGUACCAGAAGCCUGUACAUCCCUAGAUUUCUCAGCGACGGGUGAUUACCUCGUCACCUCGCACAUCAGCAAUCUUGGGGUCUACCUCUGGUCCAACAAGACUCUCUUCACCCACGUUUCCCUAAGAGCAAUCACUCCAAACUCAUCGAUUCCUGUGAUAACUCUGCCAGGCUCGUCCUCAGAGCAGAACGACAACAUCGAGUCGGUCGAAGUGGAUUCACCAGAGCAAGAGGACGACGAAUACACAUCCCCCGAGCAGUUGAAUGCCAAUCUCAUCACAAUGUCGUCAUUGGCGAAUUCCAAGUGGCAGAAUUUAUUGAACAUCGAUGUGGUGAAGAAGAGGAACAAGCCUAAGGAACCACCCAAGGCACCAGAGGCAGCGCCAUUCUUCCUUCCAACGAUUCCAUCCCUAGAUAUUCAAUUUGAUUUGUCUGAGACACCGAAGGACGCCGAGAACAGCAAAUUACUGAUUCCCUCUGAUUUCAGCAACCUCACGGGUUUUGGGAGAUUAUUAAAGGGGACAGCUGAGAGCGAUGAGUUCUCUGAAGUUGUCUCAAGGCUUAAAAAACUUGGGCCCAGCUCUGUCGACUUUGAAAUCCAGUCACUAUCAUUGGAUCCUUCUUGUUCGACUUUAGUCAUGCUGCAGUUCAUGAAGAUGAUCAAGUGGAUGAUGGAGAGCAAGAAAGACUUCGAACUGGCGCAGGCGUAUUUAGCGGUUUUUCUUAAGAUCCAUGGAACGAAAAUCCAGGAGGAGAAGGAGUUGUGGAGGUAUUUGGACGAACUUCAGAGUGUUCAGUUGAAAAUGUGGAGUACAAUCAGGGACAAAUUGUAUUAUAAUCUGAGUGUUGUGCAGCAUGUUAAGAGAAUGUAAAAAGAGAUUUGAUAUUCGAUUUUUGUUUAAUAAAUAUGUGGAUCGAAUUCAUGAAGAAUUAAUUAUUUGCUCAUAUGUUGGACAAUAAUGGAGAAAUAAAAAUGUUAAGAACGAAGUUUUACAGAAAAA